Caenorhabditis briggsae is the source of this 1386-nucleotide messenger RNA. The transcript is spliced from 3 exons. Lineage: Eukaryota; Metazoa; Nematoda; Chromadorea; Rhabditida; Rhabditidae. The coding region runs from base 1 to 1386 and encodes 461 amino acids. The record is from RefSeq and is a predicted model, not a curated record.
AUGACAAUUACGGACGAGUCAACUAGUCGGGUGGCUGAUUCGACGGUCCCACCAGCUACAUCAUCUCCUUCAUUCUUUCAGAAAAUAUGCUGCUGCUGUAAUUCAGAUCUGAAAGAACCCCCUGUUCAGUUGAUUCGAAGCGGAUCACUAACCUAUCAACAAGGUGCUGCCGUCACUUCUGCUUCAGAACCAAUUCCACCUGCGACAAAUGUUAUUUCGGCAGCCAAACGGUCUGUAGAUGAUGACGUGGAAAAACCUCAAACAUCUCAGAAACCGAAUCAGAAAGAAGGAGAUGCAGACAGUGUCAACAUGAAUGAUAUUCUGAUGGAGAAGAUUCUGAGUCCAGCAGAAGAAGACAGAACAGAAGCUGUCGAAGAAGACGUUGUGUCGAUUUCGACAAACGUGAUACAAGAAGUUGACGAGAAUGAAUUGAAAAAAGCCAUGAAACCUGGAAAUGAUGCGAACAGCCCGUUGAAGGGUAGAUCAGGGAUUUCUAAAGAAAUGCCAUCAGGUUCAGAGGAUGAAGAAGGAGAAGUUGAGGGAGACAACCGGAAGAUGUCGGUGAUUGAAUUCAUUCGAAGAGAGGCACAAGCUGAAACUUCUACCACAUUACCACCUUCAACAGUGCUACAAACAAUUCCAGUUACUGAUGAAAUUGAAAUUGUGUACAAGAAUGAGAAAAUGUCAGAAGCCACGCAAUCUGAAAUGUCGGAUUCCGAGGGUACAGACGAAGAUGAUUCUGAAACAGCUGGAAAGCAAUUCAAUAUGGUUGGAAUGUCAUCAAAGACGACGGCUCGUGCUGAGAAGAACGGAGAUGCGGAAGACAGACGAGUUCAGGAAUUCAAAGAAUUGAGUUCAGAUGAAAGUUUAAGAGGAUCAACAGAAGAUGAGGAUGACGAGGAAAUCAUAACAAGACAUCAAAAACUGGAGGAAGAAGAAGACGUUCCUCCACCUCUUCCACUAACUCCACCUCCAAACCACUAUGGUCAACUGGAAGGUUCCCCGAUUCCACCACCACGUUCGCCUAGAAAAUCCAUGAUGUAUGCAAAUGCAGAUGAUUCGGACUCUGAUGACGAAGAAAGUGAAGAUGCCCAUCCAGUUUCACCACCUUCUAAUGGUCUCGUUCGAAUGCACCCGGUUAACUUUGCCGCUCAUAAAGAAGAAGAGGAUGAUGCUCGAUCUGUAUCUUCUGAUUCUUCUCUCUCGACAGCUUCCGAUGUUUCUGGAAAAGAAAACGAAGAGGAGACUAAUAUCGGUGUCACUCGUAUUUCAGUCAAAAGUGAUGGACGUGCAGAAAUUCACUCCCCAAAGAGUCCAGUACGCGUCACAUUGGACACAGACCGAAACGAGGUCACUGACGACGACUUCUCAGAAAAACUUAUCUAA